CAGAUGGAUAUUAGCCUGGGCUGUCAGUAUGGACAGAUGGAUAUUAGCCUGGGCUGUGAGUAUGGAUAUUAGCCUGGGCUGUCAGUAUGGACAGGUGGAUAUUAGCCUGGGCUGUCAGUAUGGACAGGUGGAUAUUAGCCUGGGCUGUCAGUAUGGACAGGUGGAUAUUAGCCUGGGCUGUCAGUAUGGACAGGUGGAUAUUAGCCUGGGCUGUCAGUAUGGACAGAUGGAUAUUAGCCUGGGCUGUGAAUAUGGACAGAUGGAUAUUAGCCUGGGCUGUGAGUAUGGAUAUUAGCCUGGGCUGUCAGUAUGGACAGAUGGAUAUUAGCCUGGGCUGUGAGUAUGGACAGAUGGAUAUUAGCCUGGGCUGUCAGUAUGGACAGAUGGAUAUUAGCCUGGGCUGUCAGUAUGGACAGAUGGAUAUUAGCCUGGGCUGUGAGUAUGGAUAUUAGCCUGGUCUGUCAGUAUGGACAGGUGGAUAUUAGCCUGGGCUGUCAGUAUGGACAGGUGGAUAUUAGCCUGGGCUGUCAGUAUGGACAGAUGGAUAUUAGCCUGGGCUGUGAAUAUGGACAGAUGGAUAUUAGCCUGGGCUGUGAGUAUGGAUAUUAGCCUGGGCUGUCAGUAUGGACAGAUGGAUAUUAGCCUGGGCUGUGAGUAUGGACAGAUGGAUAUUAGCCUGUGCUGUGAAUAUGGACAGAUGGAUAUUAGCCUGGGCUGUGAGUAUGGACAGAUGGAUAUUAGUCUGGGCUGUCAGUAUGGACAGAUGGAUAUUAGCCUGGGCUGUCAGUAUGGACAGAUGGAUAUUAGCCUGGGCUGUCAGUAUGGACAGGUGGAUAUUAGCCUGGGCUGUCAGUAUGGACAGGUGGAUAUUAGCCUGGGCUGUCAGUAUGGACAGGUGGAUAUUAGCCUGGGCUGUCAGUAUGGACAGGUGGAUAUUAGCCUGGGCUGUCAGUAUGGACAGGUGGAUAUUAGCCUGGGCUGUCAGUAUGGACAGGUGGAUAUUAGCCUGGGCUGUCAGUAUGGACAGGUGGAUAUUAGCCUGGGCUGUCAGUAUGGACAGGUGGAUAUUAGCCUGGGCUGUCAGUAUGGACAGGUGGAUAUUAGCCUGGGCUGUCAGUAUGGACAGAUGGAUAUUAGCCUGGGCUGUGAAUAUGGACAGAUGGAUAUUAGCCUGGGCUGUGAGUAUGGAUAUUAGCCUGGGCUGUCAGUAUGGACAGAUGGAUAUUAGCCUGGGCUGUGAGUAUGGACAGAUGGAUAUUAGCCUGUGCUGUGAAUAUGGACAGAUGGAUAUUAGCCUGGGCUGUGAGUAUGGACAGAUGGAUAUUAGUCUGGGCUGUCAGUAUGGACAGAUGGAUAUUAGCCUGGGCUGUCAGUAUGGACAGAUGGAUAUUAGCCUGGGCUGUCAGUAUGGACAGGUGGAUAUUAGCCUGGGCUGUCAGUAUGGACAGGUGGAUAUUAGCCUGGGCUGUCAGUAUGGACAGGUGGAUAUUAGCCUGGGCUGUCAGUAUGGACAGGUGGAUAUUAGCCUGGGCUGUCAGUAUGGACAGGUGGAUAUUAGCCUGGGCUGUCAGUAUGGACAGGUGGAUAUUAGCCUGGGCUGUCAGUAUGGACAGGUGGAUAUUAGCCUGGGCUGUCAGUAUGGACAGGUGGAUAUUAGCCUGGGCUGUCAGUAUGGACAGGUGGAUAUUAGCCUGGGCUGUCAGUAAGGACAGGUGGAUAUUAGCCUGGGCUGUCAGUAUGGACAGGUGGAUAUUAGCCUGGGCUGUCAGUAUGGACAGGUGGAUAUUAGCCUGGGCUGUCAGUAUGGACAGGUGGAUAUUAGCCUGGGCUGUCAGUAUGGACAGAUGGAUAUUAGCCUGGGCUGUGAAUAUGGACAGAUGGAUAUUAGCCUGGGCUGUGAGUAUGGAUAUUAGCCUGGGCUGUCAGUAUGGACAGAUGGAUAUUAGCCUGGGCUGUCAGUAUGGACAGAUGGAUAUUAGCCUGGGCUGUGAGUAUGGACAGAUGGAUAUUAGCCUGUGCUGUGAAUAUGGACAGAUGGAUAUUAGCCUGGGCUGUGAGUAUGGACAGAUGGAUAUUAGUCUGGGCUGUCAGUAUGGACAGAUGGAUAUUAGCCUGGGCUGUCAGUAUGGACAGGUGGAUAUUAGGGACAGAAAUAUUCACACCCCUGAGUAGAAGCAAUUUUGGCAGCGUUUACAGCUGAGUCGUUCUGGGGAAGCCUCUGUAAAAGCUUUCCACACAUGAAUUGUGCAACAUUUGCCCAUUAUUAUAUUCAAAAUUCUUCAAGCUCUGUGAAAUGGUUUGUUGAUCAUUAAUAGACAACUAUUUUCAGGUCUUGCCAUACAUUUUGCAGUUUGUGGGACAUUAAAAUGUUUUGCUCGUGUGGUGGGGUGUGUAUGAAUGUGGUUACACAGACCCACAAGCCACUGCAGGCCCUCAUGAUGACUUCCCUGCUAUACAAUAUGGAGAGUGGUACUCAGUAAUGUGUUGUAUUGAAUUUGCCCCCAACGUGUUUAGGACUAAAAGUUCAUUUCUUUGCCACAUUUUAUGCAGUAUUACUUUAGUGCCUUAUUGCAAACAGGAUGCAUGUUUUGGAAUAUUUUUAUUCUGUACAGGCUUCAUUAUUUUCAGUCUGUCAAUUAGGUUAGUAUUGUGGAGUAACUACAAUGUUGAUCCAUCCUCAGUGUUCGCCUAUCACAGCCAUUAAACUCUAACUGUUUUUAAAGUGACCAUUUGCCUCAUGGUGAAAUCCCUGAGCGGUUUCCUUCCUCUCUGGUAACUGAGUUAAGAAGUACGCUUGUAUCUUUGUAGUGACUGGGUGUAUUGAUACACCAUUCAAAAGGUAAUUAAUAACUUCACCAGGCUCAAAGGAAUAUUCAGUGUCUGCUGUUUUUAUUUUCACCUAUUUACAAUAGUUGCCCUUCGCGAGGCAUUGGUAAAUAUCCCUGGUCUUUGUGGUUGAAACUGUUUUGAAAUGUACUGCUCGACUGAGGGACCUUACAUAUAUUUAUGUAAGGGAGCUGAUCCAGAGAUGAGGGUGUAGGGUACAGAGAUGAGGGUGUAGGGUACAGAGAUGAGGGUGUAGGGUACAGAGAUGAGGGUGUAGGGU
Molecule: messenger RNA, 3106 nt
Organism: Oncorhynchus keta (chum salmon)
Lineage: Eukaryota; Metazoa; Chordata; Actinopteri; Salmoniformes; Salmonidae
Product: keratin-associated protein 6-2-like
Exons: 4
Coding region: 624-1706 (360 amino acids)
Source: RefSeq, a predicted model, not a curated record